Halteromyces radiatus is the source of this 1419-nucleotide messenger RNA. Its product is annotated as kinase-like domain-containing protein. Gene Ontology annotation, molecular function: ATP binding; protein serine/threonine kinase activity. Gene Ontology annotation, biological process: intracellular signal transduction; protein phosphorylation. The transcript is spliced from 4 exons. The record is from RefSeq and is a predicted model, not a curated record. Lineage: Eukaryota; Fungi; Mucoromycota; Mucoromycetes; Mucorales; Cunninghamellaceae. The coding region runs from base 1 to 1122 and encodes 373 amino acids.
AUGACUUGUCAAACUUCAUCAAUAUAUCAUAAAAAGAAGGAAGAUUCUUCUUCUUCUUCUUCUUCUGGACAACAAUUCAUUUUUAAGAAACCAAUUUAUAAUCAUCAUUAUCAUCAAACUCAUUAUCAUCAUCAUUUAGAACGUCAUGAUAGUUUCUUUCAAGAUAUGAAACAAUUCUUUUUUAAAUCUAAAUCAAAUCAUUCAAAAUCUACAACAAGUCAUAGUUCUUUUGGAAAUGAAUUUAAUAAAGAUUUAGAAUCUCGUUAUGGUACUUGGGGUACAUUUGUGGGUAAAGGAUCUGGAGGAUCAGUUCGGAUCAUCCGAAGAGCAAUAGAUAAUAAAGUAUUUGCAGUCAAACAAUUCCGAAAACGGAGACCACAGGAAUCGGAGCGUGAAUAUGUCAAGAAAGUGACAGCUGAAUUUUGUAUUGGAUCUACACUUCAUCAUGAUAAUAUCAUUGAAACAUUGGAUAUCAUUCAAGAAGAUGAUCGUUUUUAUGAAAUCAUGGAAUAUGCUCCUUGUGAUUUAUUCUCGGUUGUCAUGAAAACAAAAUUAACUCCUUCUGAAAUUGGUUGUUGUUGGCGACAAUUAUUGAAUGGACUUGCUUAUCUUCAAGACAUGGGCAUUGGUCAUAGGGAUUUGAAAUUGGAUAAUUUGGUGAUGGAUGAACAUCAUAUUAUCAAAAUCAUUGAUUUUGGUACAGCAGUAGUUGUCCGAUCUCCUUUUGAAAACAAAGAACGACUAUGCUCUGGCGUAUGUGGAUCGGAUCCUUACAUUGCACCAGAACAAUAUAGUCAACAAGAAUACAAUGCGUUUGCAGCGGAUAUAUGGUCUUGUGGAAUCAUCUUUGUAUGUAUGGUGCUGCGACGAUUUGCUUGGCGUAUCCCACGACCUCGUCAAGAUGAUAAUUAUCGAAUGUACUUAAAAGAUCAGAACACCUUAUUGGCUUAUAUUCCUCGAUAUGCACGAUCCCUCAUGGCGCAUGUCUUGGACCCCAAUCCCAAUCAACGUUAUUCCUUGUCUCAUCUUUUGGCGGAUCCUUGGGUCUCGUCUCUUGAUGCCUGUACUACUUUAAAACCAAAUGAUCAUCAUCAUCAUCAUCCUUUACCUUUACAUCAUUAAGAGAAUCCAAUUAUAAUUAUAGAUUAUUAUUUAUAUAUCACCUAUUUUGUUUUUACAAAAUAAAAAGAAUUUCUUUGAAUGCAUGAUUAUUAUGAUCGUUUGAUCACAAUCGUUAAGGGGUCAUGAAAAAAAAAGUGGGGGCCAUCGUCAAAAGAAAGAAAAGAAAGGUAUGGAAGGGGUCAUGAAAAAAAAAGAAUAAGAAGGGCCAUCAAAUGGAAAUAAAAAAAAAUGUGGGGGGUCAUGAAAAAAAGGGUUCGUCCUAACACAAGAUCAUGUCAUCAUCAAUGUCUUUUUUUU